This is a messenger RNA of Mercenaria mercenaria, 1395 nucleotides long. RefSeq names its product tryptophan--tRNA ligase, mitochondrial-like. Gene Ontology annotation, biological process: mitochondrial tryptophanyl-tRNA aminoacylation. Lineage: Eukaryota; Metazoa; Mollusca; Bivalvia; Venerida; Veneridae. The transcript is spliced from 7 exons. Gene Ontology annotation, molecular function: ATP binding; tryptophan-tRNA ligase activity. Bases 56 to 1159 code for a protein of 367 amino acids. The record is from RefSeq and is a predicted model, not a curated record. Gene Ontology annotation, cellular component: mitochondrial matrix; mitochondrion.
CAAGACGCGGUGUAGACGUUGAUUUUACCUCGGCAAUUAAGAGAAGUUUCAAGCCAUGUCUGUAGUAACGAGGAGUGCUUGUAGACUCAAACAUGUACCACUAUGUAGGAAAAGAUAUUUCCACAACAGUGCGGUUAGGCUGUAUGAACCUAAAAUAGAAAGGUUUGCUCAGUGUCCUCCACGCGUGUUCUCAGGAAUCCAGCCAACUGGAGUGCCACACCUGGGUAACUACCUGUGUGCUAUACGAAAAUGGGUGGAAAUGCAAGAGCAGUAUGACAGUAUGCUUGUCAGUGUUGUAGAUCUUCAUUCCAUUACAGUUCCUCAGGAUGCCACUGAACUCAGAGAGAAUAUUUUAGUGAUGGCUGCAUGUUUGAUGGCUUGUGGGAUAGAUCAUGAGAAGACAAUCCUGUUCCAACAGUCGUCAGUUUCCUAUCAUACAGAGCUUGCUUGGAUUCUGGGAUGUUUAUGUACACUACCACGGCUUGGAAGAUUACCUCAGUGGAGGGAAAAAUCCAAGACAGUGAAGGACCCUGGAAUUGGGCUGUUUACCUACCCCAUACUGCAGACAGCUGAUAUACUGUUAUACAAAGCUAAUGUGGUACCAGUUGGUGAAGAUCAGAUUAUUCACCUUGAACUGGCGACGGAUCUUGCUAGAGCUUUCAACAGGACAUAUGGCAUAAUGUUUCCUUCUCCUGAAGCCCUAAUAGGUGAUGUAUCAAAAGUGAGAAGUUUAAAGGACCCAACAUGUAAAAUGAGUAAAUCAGACGUAAAUUCUAUGUCGAGAAUAGACCUUACAGAUUCUGCCGAUCUGGUCCAAUCAAAAAUAAAAAAAUCAACAACAGACUCUGUUUCAAGGAUAUUAACGUAUGACCCUGAGAACAGGCCUGGUAUUUCCAACUUGAUAGAUAUACAUUCGCUGUUGACCGAUACAAAACCGGAGGAUAUAGUCCAUCAGUGUAAAGACCUCAAUAAAGUUCAGUAUAAAGAAAGGGUGUCGGAGAUUAUAAAUGAAACUAUUCAGCCCAUCAAUGAAAAGAUGACAAGGUUGUUGAAUGACAAACAUUAUUUACAUACUGUACUAAAAAAGGGGGCUGAAAGAGCAUCAGAGAUAGCAGAUAGAACUAUGACAGAAGUUAAAGAUUUGGUUGGAUUACGAUAACAUUAAAAUAGCUUUUAAAGUUCUUUUUUAAAAAACUUUUAUGUGCCUCCUUAAAAUGGUAUAUAGAUCUAACCUUGUUUGUUCGUCUGUCCAUUUAAUGUACAUAAAAAUCAUUUAUGUCAACUCCAUCAUUCAUUAUUUGAAGAAACUGGUUCAGAUUGCAGAGAAUGAUGGUCUCCUAUGGAAUGUAUUUGUACCUAACAGAGAAUUAUUUAAGAGACCAUACUUUAAAGGAU